CGACUCAGCAACGGCUGGCUUCCAAGCUUUAAGAAGCGCAAUGGGAUCCGCUCCCAUACGCUACACGGCGAAGGUGGCGCUGUAGAAGCUGAUGAAGUGCGAGAUGCGAGGCUAGAGCUACAAGAGUUGGUGGCGCAGUUUACACCCGAGAAUGUGUUCAACUUCGACGAAACGGCGUUUUUCUAUCGCUUAGCGCCUAAUCGAACGCUAGCUACGACUAUUCGCAAGGGCAAGAAAAAGGAGAAGCAACGUUUGACUUUGGCCUUCUGCUGCAACGCGACUGGCUCCGACAAGCUCGACCCAAUAGUCAUCGGUACGGCCAAGAACCCGAGGUGCUUUAAAAAGGGAGCGGCGAUUAAAGGUAAACCUAUAUUAUACAAGUCCUCCAAGAACGCCUGGAUGACAUCCGUCAUUUUUGACGAAUGGCUGCACCUCUUCAACAUGAGAAUGGCGGCCGCCAAUCGCAAGGUCCUACUUCUAGUCGACAAUGUUUCAUGCCAAAAGCUUCUACGAAACCUGACUCAUGUGACUGUUCACUUCCUCCCUCCUAACAUGACAUCCGCCGUACAGCCGCUGGAUGCAGGUAAAUAUUUUAUCUAUAUUCGAAAGUAUUUUGGGCGGUGGUGUUUGGAUGCACUUGAAGCUAACAUUACACGCAAGCUCAACGUACUGGAAGCUGUCCAAUUGUCCAUUGAUGCUUGGGCGGGUGUGACGCCAACGACAAUUACAAAUUGCUGG
Molecule: messenger RNA, 738 nt
Organism: Phytophthora sojae
Lineage: Eukaryota; Oomycota; Peronosporomycetes; Peronosporales; Peronosporaceae
Exons: 2
Cellular component (GO): nucleus
Molecular function (GO): DNA binding
Source: RefSeq, a predicted model, not a curated record